This is a messenger RNA of Durusdinium trenchii, 508 nucleotides long. The record is from the annotation of a GenBank genome assembly. NCBI's taxonomy places the organism in Eukaryota, Dinophyceae, Suessiales, Symbiodiniaceae.
CGUCCAUUCGUCACAGAUUCUUCUUGGAUAAACUUCGCUUGGCCGCUUGGCUGCUUGGCUGGGCUGCCUGGAACAGUCGGCGCCAUGGCCCGUCAGAUGGCGAAUUUUGCCCGGCUCAUGGACUGCGUAGUGUUCACCACGUUCCUGAUGUUUGUGAGUGGUUUUGGGCUUUUCUUGCUUGGGGAGCUCUACAAGGGUGUAGUUCAACGAGAGACCAAAAAGCUCAGCCAGAUCGCCAAUGUUGUGGUAAGGCUCUUCCCCUUCCCUGACAAGAAGUACGAGUUCAACUUGACUCACGUGGUGAUUUUCUCCAUGCUAAUCGGCCUACUUUGCAUGUUGCACCAUCCUGCGCAGGAUAUUAUCCAACAUGAACUUGAGAAGGAACAAAAGAACAAGAAGAAACGUGAAGAAGCCGAAAAGAGGAAGAAGAAGGAUGAACAGAAAUCAAAUGAAUAAUGCAAUUAUCAAAAUAUAUACAAAUAGAAUAUAUAUAUAUAUAUAAACAAAA